AUGAAGAUCAGAAGGCACAAGGUGUUGCUGUUCUGUUCAGUUGGGCUAUGUGUUGUCUCCUUCCUGAAUUAUUACAAAGUUCUUCAACAUGUGCCUUUGUUACAACAACUCUCUAGCCAGGCUGCUAACCUGAAAACCUCCAUCAUGGCCAGUGACUUGUUCUGGAGGGAGAAAAGUGUUCUUCUAUCCAGGCCCCUUUUUCAAGACAGCCUUGACCAAAGAGCUAACAGUCAGGAUGUGCCACCUGGACAGGCCGAGGCAUCUAAGAGGAAACGCAUGGAUGGUAGGCCGGUCCACACUGGAGGAGGGAAAGUUCCUCAUGACCUUCAUGGCACAAAGACAGAUCUCCACCUUCGUUAUUUUCAUCUCCAAGACGACAUCGCUCCAUACUUCACACGCAGCAAAUCUGGGGCACUGUGUUUCCAGGAGGGUACAAGUCAGGUUGUAUCUGCAGACUUGCAAGGGAGUGGAGCAAGAGAUAGUGACCAGCGUAAGAGAGAUGUCCAUCCUGAACAAUACAGGCCAGCUAAAGACCGCGGGGGGGGCGAGUGUGUGUGUCGUGAAGGCUGGUACGGUCCACACUGUGGUGUGCCCACAAUGGUGCAACACUCCAAUCUGCACACCAAGAGUCACCUGGUGCCCCGUGAGGUUGCCCGCCGUGUUAUCAAUGCCAUCAACAUCAAUCAUGAGUUUGACCUACUGCACGCUCGCUUCCAUGAGCUGGCCCAUGCUGUCGACCUUUUCCUCGUGUGCGAGUCAAACUUCACGGCUUACGGCGACCACAGGCCUCUGCACUUCUUGCAGCUUCUGCUUAACGGGACCUUUGACUACAUAAAGCACAAGAUCCUCUAUGUUUUCCUUGACCAUUUUCCCAAAGGCGGGCGAGUAAAUGGUUGGAUUGCUGAUGAUUACUUGCGAACUUUUUUAUCCAAAAAUGGGAUGUCGAGGGUCCAGGGCUUACGUCCAGAUGACAUCUUCCUUAUUGAUGAUGCAGACGAGAUUCCGGCACAUGAGGGUAUCCUGUUCCUCAAGCUCUUUGAUGGCUGGACAGAACCGUUUGGCAUCCACAUGCGGAAAUCUCUGUAUGGGUUUUUCUGGAAGCAACCAGGAACUCUGGAUGUCAUCUCUGGCUGCACUGUGGCCAUGCUUUUUGCUGUAUAUAAGGGCGACGGCAUUUUGCUUAGACGGAGGGAAUACUACUCUAUGCCAGGAUUUCGAAAGUAUGAGAAUAAAACUGGACACAUCCUGGUACCGUGGUCCCUUGGAAACCCUGUCCACUAUGCUGGCUGGCACUGUUCCUGGUGCUUCAAGCCUGAGGGAAUAUACUUAAAAUUAGUCUCCGCCCAGAACGGAGAUUUCCCCCGAUGGGGCGACUUUGUGGAGAAACGAAAACUGAGCUAUAUCAAGGAACUAAUACGUACUGGUGGCUGGUUUGAUGGUUCGGUUCCAAACUACCCACCAACAAACCCCAAAGAGCACAUGUUUGCCCCCAAAUACCUUCUGGACAAUUUUGAGCGCUACAGCUACUUGCUUGAGAACCCCUAUACCAAGAAGCAGGGCUUGUAG
Molecule: messenger RNA, 1566 nt
Organism: Chanos chanos (milkfish)
Lineage: Eukaryota; Metazoa; Chordata; Actinopteri; Gonorynchiformes; Chanidae
Gene: mgat3a
Product: beta-1,4-mannosyl-glycoprotein 4-beta-N-acetylglucosaminyltransferase a
Exons: 2
Coding region: 1-1566 (521 amino acids)
Biological process (GO): N-acetylglucosamine metabolic process
Cellular component (GO): membrane
Molecular function (GO): beta-1,4-mannosylglycoprotein 4-beta-N-acetylglucosaminyltransferase activity
Source: RefSeq, a predicted model, not a curated record